This is a messenger RNA of Brugia malayi, 1080 nucleotides long. RefSeq lists its product as uncharacterized. Gene Ontology annotation, biological process: GDP-mannose biosynthetic process; cell wall mannoprotein biosynthetic process. Gene Ontology annotation, cellular component: cytoplasm. The transcript has 8 exons. NCBI's taxonomy places the organism in Eukaryota, Metazoa, Nematoda, Chromadorea, Rhabditida, Onchocercidae. The coding region runs from base 1 to 1080 and encodes 359 amino acids. Gene Ontology annotation, molecular function: GTP binding; mannose-1-phosphate guanylyltransferase (GTP) activity. The record is from RefSeq and is a predicted model, not a curated record.
AUGAAAGCAGUAAUACUUGUUGGCGGAUAUGGCACAAGGUUACGACCAUUAACACUUACCCAACCAAAACCGCUCGUCGAAUUUGCUAAUAAGCCGAUGAUGCUUCAUCAGAUGGAAGCACUCGUGGCUGCUGGUGUUGACACUGUGAUACUAGCUGUCAGCUAUCGCGCAGAACUCCUGGAACAACAAAUGAAACAGUAUGCUGACCAACUUAGUAUUGAGAUAGACUUCUCAGUGGAAGACGUGCCCUUAGGUACAGCUGGACCGCUGGCUUUGAUAAAAGAUCGAUUAAAAGGAAAUGAACCAUUUUUUGUGCUGAAUUCUGACAUUAUUUGUGAAUUUCCACUUCGCGAGAUGAUUGAGUUUCAUAUGAAUCACGGUCAUGAAGGAACCAUCGCUGUAACCAAGGUUGAAGAACCAAGCAAAUAUGGUGUCUGUUUAUUCAAUGAAAAGACUGGAAAAAUAGACAGUUUUGUUGAGAAACCGGAGGAAUAUGUUGGAAACAAGAUCAAUGCUGGAUUGUACGUUCUUUCUCCGUCUGUACUAGAUCGAAUAUCAUUACGCCCAACGUCUAUUGAAAAAGAAGUUUUCCCGGAAAUGGCUAAAUAUGGAGAAUUAUAUGCAUUUGAGUUACCAGGGUUUUGGAUGGAUGUGGGACAACCAAAAGAUUUCUUGACUGGUAUGCGUUUGUACUUGAAACACCUUCGCGACAAGUCGCCAUUAUUGCUUGCUCAGGGUAGUCAUAUAAAUGGGAAUGUGAUUGUGGAUGGGACUGCAGUUAUUGGUCGUGAUUGCAGGAUAGGACCCAAUGUUGUGAUAGGGCCACGAGUAAAGAUUGAAAACGGUGUUUGUUUGCGUCACUGUACCAUUUUAUCUGAUAGCAUGGUGCGUACUCAUUCAUGGAUCAACAGUAGUAUUGUCGGCAGAAAAUGUUCAAUUGGUGAGUGGGUACGGAUUGAAAAUACCUGCGUUAUUGGUGAUGAUGUUGUCGUAAAUGAUGAAUUAUACUUGAAUGGUGCAAGAGUAUUACCGCACAAAGCAAUAACGACAAACGUCCCAGAACCAGACAUUAUUAUGUAA